This is a messenger RNA of Lytechinus variegatus (green sea urchin), 3228 nucleotides long. RefSeq lists its product as uncharacterized. The transcript is spliced from 2 exons. Bases 680 to 3079 code for a protein of 799 amino acids. The record is from RefSeq and is a predicted model, not a curated record. NCBI's taxonomy places the organism in Eukaryota, Metazoa, Echinodermata, Echinoidea, Temnopleuroida, Toxopneustidae.
CUGAAAACAAAAGCUUGUUUUUCGUAGUGUUCUACUAAUUUAAAUUAGUAAAGUAAACUGGUUUAGCGUGUGCUAUCAGUUUUUACGAUGCUUUACGAGUUUUAGAUGCAAGCGGGCGUAUGUGCAGACUCGUACAUGUAUGAAUAUAGUUGUAGAGCGGGUUUUACCAAUUGAAUUUGGAAGUUCUACGACAAUGCAAUAAUUAGUAAAGCAUCGAUAACUCGUAAACGCUGUUAUCAGAGCGUUUACGAAUUUGUUGUACUAAUUGGUUUACAAAUUUUGUGGUAGCUUUACGAUGUUUAGAAAUAUUCCCGCUGUUGAGAUCACGUGACAACACUUUUUCAGCGUGCAAAAUUUAAUCAGCGCAUAAACGCGCAGACGACUUGUAAUAUCGAGCAGCUGGGUUGUAAGGGAACUUGACGUUGAAAACAAUGGCAAACAGAACUCCUCUCAUGCAGCAGUACUAUCAUUCAGCUCAUCAUGUGGCUCAUUCCUUUGCUUAUUGCAUUUGUUAAGUCGUUAAAAAUAUGCACCCCCUAGACAAUGACUAAGUACAAUGCUAUGAAUCUUGCAAUUGAUAUACACACAUAAUUGAAUUUAUUUUACUGUUUACUGUCUGAAGGGUUUUCAUGUGUCUGCAAAUAGGCUAUAGUGUUUGUAUUAUGUUGGAAAUUGUUUGAUGAACAUGUUGUUUACCUGCUGUGACUGUGACUUUUCGAGUCCACACUUCUUUUUAUUGUUGAAACACUACCGCUAUAUUCACACUGGGCCUGAUUUCUACAUCACCUGUGGAAUCGAUGGAUGCCAUAAGACAUACACUAAUGUUAGAUCAUACCGUGUUCAUGUUCGAUCCAAACAUAAGGAAGUUCAGAAAGAUAUAGAUCAUCCAGCUGUUGAACCAGUAGAAGAUGAACUGGAACAGGGACAAGAUGACCCGCAAGUAGACCCUAGGCCUGACCCAUCCAAGGAAGCUAGCUCUUUUCUGCUAUACCUAAGAGAAAAAUAUUUGGCAACUGGAAAGACAUGUACCUUUGUGUCUGAUGAAAUUGCAGAUUUGAUGGAACAAUGUAGACAAGAUAUAUCAGCUAAAGUCAAUGAAUGCCUUCGAGAAAAUGGAGUAGAUUUGGAUCAAUUACAACAAAAUGGUCUGACUGAAGCUCUUGAGAAAACUGAAUAUGAAAAAGCAUUUACACACUUCAGUGAUCAGCGUAAUUUGAAUAAGCAUGUUAAUGAGAACUUCAACCAUGUGUCUCCUGUCGAAUAUGUUCUAGGAGAAGAUGGAAAAGAGACAUUUCAGUAUGUACCUAUACUGAAAACUAUUGAAAAUUUACUGGAGCAUGAUGAUGUGUUUUCUGAAGUUUAUGAAGGACAUGCAGCACAAGACAAUGUUUUAGGUGACUUUUGUGAUGGAGAUAAUUUCAGACAAAGUGCAUUGUUUGCAGAGGACCCAAUGAGCUUGCAGAUUCAAUUAUACUACGAUGAUUUCACCACAGGCAAUCCGUUAAGCAACAAGGCAAAAGGGUUGAAAAUUGCAGGGUUUUAUUUUGUUUUGGGGAAUCUUCAUCCCCAAUUCAGAUCAAAACUGUAUGUCAUUCAGCUUGCCAUACUUUGCAAGUCUUCUCUUGUUAAGAAAUAUGGCUUUGAAAGAAUCUUGGAACCGUUAUUAGAAGAUUUAAAGAUUUUAGAAACAGAUGGCAUAGUUGUUCACAAAGAUGGUGUGGAACAUGUCAUGCGUGGCACACUAUCAUUUCUUGCAGCAGAUAACCUAGGUGCCCAUUCCAUAGGGGGAUUUAUGGAAAGCUUUGCAACUGUAGAUCGAGUGUGUCGCUUUUGCAACAUUCGCAAUGCAUAUUUGAAGGAUCAUUUUAGGAUGUCAGAACAACUUAAAAACAGAUCCAAAGAUUCUCAUUCCCAGCAAGUACACAUGGUAAACAGAGAUAGGAAACUAUGUUCAGUCUAUGGGGUAAAGAGUGAUAGCUGUUUGAACAAACUUGAGCACUUCCAUGUUACAAGUGGUCUUCCCCCUGACAUAGGCCAUGAUCUCUUUGAGGGCAUUGUGCCAGAGGUACUAGGAAAUGCAAUAUCACACUUUGUUUUGGAAGGCUAUUUCACCUUGGAAUACCUGAAUAAUCAGAUAAAAGAAUUUCCAUAUGAUGCCCCAGAUAAAACCAACAAACCAUCAGUUAUGGCACCUACUCUGAAUUUGUUCAAAGUAAAGCAAACUGCUCUACAAACUUGGUGUUUAUUGAGGCUGCUUCCUCUAAUGGUAGGGACAAAGGUUCCACAACAUGACCCCUUUUGGGAGGUUGUGUUACUGCUGUUAGAUGUUGUGGAGAUUUCUACAAGUCCCAAGGUAUCCCCAGAAUUGGCAGGUUUACUGGCUGAUGUUAUUGAGGAGUUCUUGACGAAGUAUUAUGAUGUAGUUCCUGAGGAGACAACAAUGAAGCCAAAAUUUCAUUUUCUAAUUCACUACCCUGAGAAAAUGUUGGCUUUUGGUCCGCUGAUUCAUUGUUGGACAAUGCGUUUUGAGGGUAAGCAUAAUUAUUUUAAGGAGGUGUAUCAUUCUACCAGAAACAGGAAGAAUAUAUGCAAAAGCUUAGCUGAAAGACAUGAGUAUAUGCAGGCUUCAAGAAGGACCAAGACUAACUUCUUGUCACAGGAAGGAGUGGAGCAUUCUGGUGGUAUCAUGUACCCACUCAUAUUAUUGUCAAGAGAGGAAAGACAACAGCUACGUGAAAUUGUAGGAGAUAAUGAGAAGGUGUACAAAGCAGAAAUGGUUACUUUCAAUGGCAUCAGAUAUUUCUGUGGUUCAGCUGUACUGGUUGAAAAGCAGACUCUCAGGGAUCAAUUUGCCAUCAUUGACUCUUGCUACAUAGUAGGAGGAGAGCCGUAUCUGUUAUGCAGACAUGUAAAAGUACAAUACACCCGUCACUUCCAUGCUUAUACUGUUGCGGAAGAGGAAAACAACUUUGGAUACAUUCUAUGUCAACCCUCCGAUCUUGUUGACCACCAUCCACUGGGUAUAUACCAUAGUGAUCAUUUAGAUUUCAUACCACUGAAAUAUCACAUUGAGCUGUAGAGCUCUUUAUGUUUGCAGGAACAGUAAUUUGAAUCUGCCAAUUCGAGCACUUUGAAGCAGGUUGGUCUUGGUCUUGAUGUUAAAUGCUGUAUUGCUGAGGAAUUAGUCUUGGCCUUAAUACAGCUAGCUUAAAUUUGAAUCUCAUUCAC